Molecule: messenger RNA, 396 nt
Organism: Mytilinidion resinicola
Lineage: Eukaryota; Fungi; Ascomycota; Dothideomycetes; Mytilinidiales; Mytilinidiaceae
Exons: 1
Coding region: 24-245 (73 amino acids)
Source: RefSeq, a predicted model, not a curated record
UCUCGUCGCCAGUGUCGCUCGCCAUGCCGACAACCACCGCUGCUUCCAAGCACGUCAAGACCACCGCCGACUUACAAAAGGCGAUCUUUCAGACAAAGCUAACCAAUGACCCAACCAGAGCAGUCCCGACAGCCGAAUUUGAUCGCUUCUUCAAGCUUAUCGACUCCGUCAUCGACGAGUGCUCGCCCACAAACAUCCAGGUUUGCAUAUAUCACUGCUCAGUCCAACUUACGCGCCGACUCUGAACUAACGUGGACCGUGUGUCAACAGCAAUGUCGCGCAUGGAUCUUGGAUUUCAUUAGCCCCUCAACCCCUGGUAUCGCGACCCUGGCAGCAUACCUCAACCACAAAUUCAAGACCUGUCUAGACCUCCAGCUUCCCAACAGCAGAUGCCCG